AGCUCGACCGCUCGACGUCGUCGUCUUUUCACUUGAUUUGAGCGAUUCGACUCUUGCACAAAUGAGUUUGUGAGUUCUGUGUGGAAGAAUAUUAUUGAAUUUUUGGGAAAAUUUCCAUUUUUUCUCGAGAAAUGUUUUCCGCCGAGGAUUUGAUGAUACCGCUCGCUUCAAUGUUUGACUAUGAAGAUGCUCCUCCUGAUCAGAGAUCAUCUUCAACAAGGCGAUCAACAACCGCCCAAACGAAGGACUACAAAUGGGUUCAAAUUGAGGAUACUGCUGUGCCGGACUUUACGGUGCAGUGGGAUAAGGGAUUGAGCAAGAAGCAGAAGGAUUUCUAUCGCACAAAGUAUCCCACUGUGGAUAAGGUGAUGGAAGAUCGUGUCCACUGUACAUCGUGCGAUACUCACUUGGGUACAGCUCCUAUUGACGAGGUGACAAUCCGGGAGCAUCCUGUGCUCAAGGUUACACAGUGCAGCAAAUGCUAUGCCUUCUACACAAGUGGGGAGUUCGACAAGGGGGAAGAUGGGAGUGAGCUGUACUGCCGCUGGUGUGGUCAAGGUGGGGAGGUGUACUGCUGCGCUGAUUGCCCCUAUGUUUUCUGCAAGAAGUGCAUCGUGCGGAAUCUCAGCAAGGACACGAUUAAGGCAAUUAUGAAGGAUGACAAUUGGGUGUGCUUCUCGUGCAAGCCCGAGAUAACGUGGCCACUGCGGGCUAAACACUGGGCCCUGAUGAAUUUCAUUGAGAAGCAACGUAAAGUCAUUCUAUCUCAGUAUGUUUCGGAUUUGGAUGUAAACACCCUGCUGAGUCGUGAUCUGACGACGUGCUGCCAGAAGGCAACACCAGCACCGGCGAGUGCAAAGAAAUCCACCACCCCGAAGGUUACACCCGCAAAGGCACCUGCCACAGUGGGGAAAGCAACUUCGGUGAUCCAGAAGACGCCACCUGUGCAGAAAGUAGCUACGCGAACACGAAAACGCGGUGAUCCGGAUUACACAGCAGCCCCACCGUCUAAGCGUCCAAUGACUGAAAUUCCCUCAGGUGUUGUACCCAAUGAGAGGAGCCAGGAUGAGGUAGUUUGCACCCCAGAUAUUCUCAGUAUGUUUGAGAGUAAUACAGCAGAGCAGACACCGCCGCCACUGACGCAAAUCCCACGUCAGUAUGGUGCAUCGGCAGCAGCUAAUGGCACUCCAGUGACGGCGACGGCAUCCAGUAGCCGAGGGGCGGCACAGAAGAAGACUCAAACCAUUACAAUUGCAAAUCAAUCACCGGCAACCCCCAUCUAUCAUACCAUCAAUGGGUAUCGUAUUGAUUUAAAUUCAGCCGCCAGGCAGGAGACAAUCCGUCUGCCCAAUGGGAAGUUGAUUCAGGUGAAGAAGCAAUCAACACCGCAGACACAGACGCAACAGUCAUCCCCGCAGAUGCCACCACUCAUUCCACCCGCAAUACGCGGUAUGCGGCCACAGAUACCGAUCCGGUCGCAGCAGCUUCCAGUUGUACGGGGCGUCAAUCAAGCACAGCCCCGGCGGCAGGCACAAGCUCGGCAGCAGCAGAUACGGCCACAGAUGAAUCCAGCGGCUCAGCAGCAGCGCCCCCUUAUUCUCAAUGGGAUGAUGCAGCCGCAAUUCAAUGUGCCGCCACUCAUUAUCUCCCAACAGGCCGCCAAUACGCCCUACGGGAAGGCUAAAAUGGAGCUGGACAACAGGAUACGCAAUGGUCAGGAGAUUUGUAUGCAUAUUAUUGGCAAGAUGAAUACAUUGGUGGCAUCAAAUGCCUACAAGACCAUGAAAUCCCAGAAGGAUGUCAAGGAGAUUCACAUUCAUUUGUCCUACCUCCUGACGUAUGCAAUUAAUCGCUUCAAGACACUCCAGGAGAAAUCAAUGGAGAACAUGAAGACUCUCGGAUUUGGGGGUGAUGUUGCGAGUAUAAUGUCCGGGAAAAUUACGGCUUCAACACCCGAAGAGGGUGAUGGGGAUGAUGAUGACAUUGAGAUUGUUGAGCCGCAAACAACAUUAAUUGAUUUAGCAUCAGAUGAGGAGGAUACGGUGAAGGAGACACCCGAAGAGAUCACCAAGGCAAAGGAAUCACAAGUUUUCCUUGACAAAUUGAAAAUGCAGCCGAAGAUUUUGCUAAAGAAACUCCCAGGGAAGGAAAAUGCCACAAAGACAUCAAGUGAUGAGGAGGAGAAUGAAAAAAUUGUCCGAGAUAUUUUAAAUGAAAUUCUCGAUAAAGUUUUGGAUGCUGUUGCACCGGAACCACCCAUUGCAAAUGGUGAGGAGGUUGGGAGUGAUGCUGCGGAUAAAAUGGAUACUUCGGAUAAAGCAGGGAAGGAUGGUGUGGAGUCAAUGGAUGUUGAUGGUGCUGCCGAUACAAUUUCCAUUGAUGACGAUGAUUCCGAUGAUGUUGAGGUGGUUGAGAAAGUACAAAAUGACGAGGAAGCAAAGGAGGACACAGAGGAGGCUCCAAAAGAGUCUUCAAAUGAUCAUUCUAAUGAUCCUGAUGUUGCAAUGCAAGACAAGGAGGAAGGUAAUUCCGCAAAGGAAGACAUUGAAGCUGAAAAACUCCCUGAAGAAGAUGCGGAAAUGACUGAAAUUGACUCUGGAAGCCCUGGAAGCAGUGAAAACAAAGAGAAUGCAAAGGAGGGAGGUGAAGAAAUGGCAAUAGAUGACAAAGAGGAAGAAAAUAGCCGAGAAAUUGAUGCAAAAGAAGCUCCUGAUGAUGAGAACAAGAAGACGGAGAAUGGAGAUUUGAAGGAAUCAUGUGAAGACUCAAUUAAAUCCAAUGAAGAGGCGAAGAAGGAGGAAAUGCCUGAGAAAAGGGAUGAGGAAAAGAAAGCCGCGAAGGAAGAUGAAGAUGAUUCAGAUAGAUUAACAACUGAUGGCUACCAAACGCCACCUCCUGGCUCAGAGACAGAAGAAGUAGCAUCAAAGGCUUCUCAAGAAGACACCGCAACAAAGCCCAAUGAAGAAGAUGCGAAGGAUGUUCCGGAAUCUCCUGCAUCGCCAGAUUCUACCAAUGUUACCGCACCACCACCUGUUGAGGACGCGCCAAAGGGGUUUGAGGACAUUGAUAGCCCCGAUGAGUUUGACGAUGCCUUGGAUACACCAGCAACGGAGGAUGAUCUCCUGAAUGAUCUCGACUCUCUCGGGAAGUUUUUGGAUAAUUAAGGAGGUAGGAAAUUUUAUUCUCAACUCUUCCCCACGCUAGUUAGGCCCCUAAACUAUUAAUCUAUUCAUCUCCUUUUUCAUUUAUUAUUUUUUUUUUUUAAUGAAAAUGUCCAAUUUUUUUACGAAGAAUAUUUCAAAAAUUCGAAAUAUUUUUUGUCUUUACUAAAAUUGAUAAAAAUCUGAUCAAAUAUAGUCCAAAAAUAUAUGAAUUUUGCUCGAAAGCAAGAAGAAGAAAUUAUCUAGAAUUUCAAAGGAAAAAAAAUUGAAAUAUGAAGGAAAAAAAAUUAAUCUAAUGAAAUAAAAACUGUAAAUAUAGAUAUAAAAUUAAAUUAAAAAAAGAAGAUUUUCUCUUUGGAAAAUUUCUUUAUUUUAGCAACAUUCACAUUUCUUUCUUUCUUAGUUUUUUUUUCACCGAAAUGAAAAGAAAUUUAUAAGAUCUUUAUUUUGUUUAUAUUUUUUAUAUUAAUUACAUCGAUCGGAAAGAAAUAAAUAAGUUUCUGCAAAUUUUCUUUAGAUAACAUUUCUUUUUUUUUUAGAAAAAUAGUUUUUUUUUGCCAUAAAUAUAUAUUUUCUUCUUUUGAUUUUUCUUUUUCGGUUAUUCUAUACAGAGAUAGGUCUUUACAAUUUUUUUUUAUUCAAUAAGGCUUUUUUUAAAAGAUUUAAUUAUUUUCUUUUAAGAAAACAAAAGAAAAACAUUUACACUUUGAUGGAUAAAAAAAAUAAGAUCGUAAUAAUGUAUAAUUAAAAAAAAACUAAUGUAAUUUUAGUACGAUAGAGCACAUAAAUAAAUUGAAACUUGAGACAAGUUUUCAUUUUGCAAAACAAAAGCUAUGUAUUAUGUUCAUAUUAUCUUAAAAAUAUGAAUUUAAAAUAAACACUUAAAAAUAUAGAGAA
Molecule: messenger RNA, 4058 nt
Organism: Lutzomyia longipalpis
Lineage: Eukaryota; Metazoa; Arthropoda; Insecta; Diptera; Psychodidae
Gene: ADD1
Exons: 5
Coding region: 132-3164 (1010 amino acids)
Source: RefSeq, a predicted model, not a curated record